GGGGGAGGAGGAGAGGAAAGGAAAGGGGUACGGGAACCACAACCAACAAACGUUGAGUGGCGGUAUUUUAUUUUGUUUGAUAGUUACUCCUAUUUCCCAUAUUGUAUUUUUGAUUCUGUGAAGUUCAUCUGAUCACACGGUUCGGACGUCCGUUUUGUAAUUUGAAGCCUCGGCCAUCACGAUGGAGCGACCACAGAAAAUGCCCAAAGUGGCGAAGGUGAAGAAUAAGGCUCCGGCAGAGAUCCAAAUUACUGCUGAGCAGCUCCUGCGAGAAGCCAAGGAACGUGAUCUUGAAAUCCUUCCCCCGCCUCCUAAGCAAAAGAUCUCUGAUCCAGAGGAACUUGCAGAUUACCAACACAGAAAGCGCAGAGCUUUUGAAGAUGGCAUCAGGAAAAAUCGCAGCGUUAUUACCAAUUGGAUCAAAUAUGCCCAAUGGGAGGAAAGUCAAAAAGAGGUUCCCAGAGCCCGGUCUAUUUAUGAGAGAGCAUUGGAUGUUGAUCAUCGCAAUAUUACACUUUGGCUUAAGUACACAGAACUGGAAAUGCGAGCCAGACAAGUCAACCAUGCUCGUAAUUUAUGGGAUCGGGCAGUCACCAUAUUACCAAGAGCCAAUCAAUUUUGGUACAAGUACACCUACAUGGAAGAAAUGUUGGGCAACAUUGCAGGAGCCCGACAGGUAUUUGAUCGUUGGAUGGAGUGGGAACCUGAUGAACAAGCCUGGUUGACAUACAUCAAGUUUGAAAUGAGGUAUAAAGAGAUUGACAGAGCCCGUAAAAUUUAUGAAAAAUUUGUGUAUGUUCAUCCAGAUGUCAAAAAUUGGAUAAAGUUUGCUCGGUUUGAAGAGAAUAAUGGUUUUAUCAGUGGUGCUAGGAAAGUGUAUGAAAGAGCUGUAGAAUUCUUUGGAGAGGAAACCUUAGAUGAAAAGCUAUUUAUUGCUUUUGCUAAAUUUGAGGAAGGUCAAAGAGAGCAUGACAGAGCGAGAGUAAUUUACAAGUAUGCUCUGGAUAAUAUUCCAAAAGAGUAUGCUCAAGAACUGUACAAAAAUUACACCAUUCAUGAGAAAAAGUAUGGUGAUAGAACUGGCAUUGAAGACGUUAUUGUCAGCAAGCGCAAGUUUCAAUAUGAAGAGGAAGUGAAAGCCAAUCCCAACAACUAUGAUGCUUGGUUUGAUUACCUCAGAUUAGUAGAAUCGGAAGGCAAUCCAGACCAAAUCAGAGAAACGUAUGAAAGAGCCAUUGCCAAUGUACCUCCAACAAAAGAAAAGCAAUUUUGGAGAAGGUACAUCUAUUUGUGGAUAAAUUAUGCUCUGUGGGAAGAACUCACUGCAGCAGAUGAAGAAAGGACCAGGCAAGUUUAUAGAGCAUGUAUUCAACUCAUUCCUCAUAAGAUAUUUACAUUCACCAAGGUGUGGCUCCUGUAUGCCCAUUUUGAAAUAAGGUGUAAAAACCUCUCUGCAGCUAGGAAAUCCCUGGGUAUGGCUCUAGGAAUGUGCCCUAAGGAUAAAUUAUUCCGUGGUUAUAUAGACUUGGAGAUUCAACUCAGAGAAUUUGACCGGUGUCGUACAUUAUAUGAGAAAUUUUUGGAGUUUGGCUCUGAAAAUUGUAUUACAUGGAUGAGGUUUGCAGAAUUAGAAAUGCUGUUAGGAGAUAUGGAUCGAGCUCGAGCCAUAUAUGAAUUAGCUGUUUCUCAACCUCGUUUAGACAUGCCUGAGCUUCUCUGGAAGGCAUACAUUGACUUUGAGACUGGACUGGGCGAAUUUGACAAAGCUCGAGGCCUUUAUGAACGUCUUUUGGAGAGAACAUUGCAUGUCAAGGUUUGGAUGAGUUACGCCCAGUUUGAGAUGUCUUGUGCCGAAUCCCAAGAUGACGAAGAAGAAAACUCUGAAGAGGCUGCUGACCGAGCUGCAAUGGCUGUCUCCCUUGCAAGAAGAGUUUAUGAAAGGGCAAACACUUCUCUGCGUAGUGUUACUGACAAGGAAGAGCGAGUGCUUUUGCUUGAAGCGUGGCGCACUUUUGAGGAGACACAUGGAGAUGAGGCCUCAUUAGAGAAAGUCAAACAGCGUAUGCCUCGUCGUAUCAAGAGGAGACAACGUGUUCAAGCAGAGGAUGGGACCGAAGAAGGCUGGGAAGAAUUCUUUGAUUACAUAUUCCCUGAGGAUGAAUCUGCCAAACCCAACCUCAAAUUGCUCGCCAAUGCUAAACUUUGGAAGCAAAAGCUGCAGGAAAUGUCCAACGACUCAGAAGGCUCUCCUAAGGAUGAUGAAAAUGAGGAUGGGCAAGGUGAACAAGGAGACAGUGACACCAGUGUCAGCAGUAGUAGUGAAGAUGAAAGUGAAGAAGAAAAGGAAACAGGAGAUAAGAAGAAGCAAGAGUAACACUUCCUUUCCUUUUUAUUUCCUUUUUUUUUCCCAUGUUUCAAUGUAACACAGCAUACAUCCGUGUUUGGACUUGUAAAUUUUGUAAUGUCUGACUUAUGAACUUUGCAUCAAUUGAUAAACUCUGUAUAUAUUAGAAUUAGUUUCGGGUAAAUAAAAUUAACCCGUUUUACUGUA
Messenger RNA from Thrips palmi, 2551 nucleotides. RefSeq names its product protein crooked neck (gene crn). The record is from RefSeq and is a predicted model, not a curated record. Gene Ontology annotation, cellular component: post-mRNA release spliceosomal complex; U2-type catalytic step 2 spliceosome; precatalytic spliceosome. The transcript has 12 exons. Gene Ontology annotation, biological process: spliceosomal complex assembly; mRNA splicing, via spliceosome. The coding region runs from base 182 to 2374 and encodes 730 amino acids. Gene Ontology annotation, molecular function: protein binding. NCBI's taxonomy places the organism in Eukaryota, Metazoa, Arthropoda, Insecta, Thysanoptera, Thripidae.